GCCUCACUGACGAACGAACUCACGAACAUAAACCAAUUCACGAUUCACGAAUCGAAAUCGCAAUCGGCCUUGACUCAAUCGGCUCUCGCUCUCUGCCUCUCUCGAGUCUCGACAAUCGACCGGCUCUCGCUCUCUGCCUCUCUCGAGUCUCGACAAUCGACCGGCUCUCGGCCUCUCGCUCUCGCAUCUUGUGACUUGUGAGACCAAAAUACACAAGCUUAUACACCCACGUAAGAUUGAAAUGGAGAAAAAGGGUGAAUCUAAAAUUCCCUACAAGAUUCUACUAGCAUUUUCUGGCCUGAAGCAGGCUUUGACAACUAACCUUGGAUAUAAUCGGAGAGUUUCCGAGUGUYGAGAGGCUGCAAAGAUCCUUCUAAAGGCAGCUGGGAAAGAAGUUGAGYCUAUUUUAUCUAACGUCGAACGACAAGACUAUACGACUCACAAGUCCAAAUUAGAAGCAGAUCUAGCUAGAAGAGCAGAACACUACUUUUCUGARAACAUGCGGGUURUUAAAGGUUUUACGUUCUCCCAUGCUAAUCACGAUCACACAGCUGCAGAUGCACACACUAUCUUACUAUAACCAUCACAAUUGGAAGGUUGAAGUUUCUUAAAGUAUUAUUCUUUAAAUCUUUUUAUCUUAUAGUUCUUAAAGUUUCUUAAAGUUUUUGGACUUGCGUUAUUCUACACUUUGUGAUAAGCAUUCUAAAUUGCAAGUAUUUUAGGGGCAUUCCGCUCUCUUUAAUUUGAUAAAUUUGAAGAACGAGCUAAAUUUGAGAGGCAGGUUAAAGAAAAAGGACAGGCUAUUGAACAAGUUGUCUCAAGAGGUCUUCUAAGAGCACUUGUUAUUACUCCCACCAGGUAUUUUUAACAUGUAUUCUAGAGUU
Molecule: messenger RNA, 884 nt
Organism: Cynara cardunculus var. scolymus (artichoke)
Lineage: Eukaryota; Viridiplantae; Streptophyta; Magnoliopsida; Asterales; Asteraceae
Product: galacturonokinase-like
Exons: 5
Coding region: 242-580 (112 amino acids)
Source: RefSeq, a predicted model, not a curated record